Suncus etruscus (white-toothed pygmy shrew) is the source of this 1952-nucleotide messenger RNA. It is a transcript of the gene HTRA1, whose product is annotated as HtrA serine peptidase 1. Gene Ontology annotation, cellular component: extracellular region. NCBI's taxonomy places the organism in Eukaryota, Metazoa, Chordata, Mammalia, Eulipotyphla, Soricidae. The coding region runs from base 1 to 1446 and encodes 481 amino acids. The transcript has 9 exons. Gene Ontology annotation, biological process: positive regulation of apoptotic process; proteolysis; programmed cell death. Gene Ontology annotation, molecular function: serine-type endopeptidase activity; protein binding. The record is from RefSeq and is a predicted model, not a curated record.
AUGUCGCCGCUCCUGCCGCUGCUGCUGCCGCUGCUGCUGCAACUGGCCGGGCCCGGGGCCGCGCUGCCGCCCCGCACCGGCCGCUCGGCGCCCGCCGCCGCCGCCGCCGCCUGCCCCGAGCGCUGCGAGCCCGCGCGCUGCCCCGCGCCGCCCGCGCACUGCGAGGGCGGCCGCGUCCGCGACGCGUGCGGCUGCUGCGAGGUGUGCGGCUUGGCCGAGGGCGCGGCGUGCGGCCUGCAAGAGGGCCCGUGCGGCGAGGGGCUGCGCUGCGUGGUGCCCUUCGGGGUGCCCGCCUCGGCCACUGUGCGUCGGCGCGCCCAGGCCGGCGUCUGCGAGUGCGCCAGCGGCGAGCCCGUGUGCGGCAGCGAUGCCAACACCUACGCCAACCUGUGCCAGCUGCGAGCCGCCAGCCGCCGCUCCGAGAGGCUGCAGCACCCGCCGCUCAUCGUCCUGCAGCGCGGCGCCUGCGGCCAAGGUCAGGAAGACCCCAACAGUCUGCGCUACAAAUACAACUUCAUCGCCGAUGUGGUGGAGAAGAUUGCCCCUGCCGUGGUGCACAUCGAGCUAUUCCGAAAGCUUCCAUUUUCCAAGAGGGAAGUGCCAGUGGCCAGCGGGUCUGGGUUCAUCGUUUCAGAAGAUGGGCUGAUUGUGACCAAUGCUCACGUGGUGACCAACAAGCACCGGGUCAAGGUAGAGCUAAAGAACGGGGCCACCUAUGAAGCCAAGAUCAAGGACGUGGAUGAGAAAGCAGACAUUGCACUCAUCAAAAUCGACCACCAGGGAAAACUCCCAGUGCUCCGGCUAGGCCGCUCCUCGGAGCUGCGUCCUGGCGAGUUUGUGGUGGCCAUCGGGAGCCCCUUUUCCCUCCAAAACACCGUGACCACUGGCAUUGUCAGCACCACCCAGCGUGGUGGCAAGGAGCUGGGCCUCCGGAACUCGGACAUGGACUACAUCCAGACGGACGCCAUCAUCAAUUACGGGAACUCCGGGGGUCCACUUGUGAACCUGGAUGGUGAAGUGAUCGGUAUCAACACCCUCAAGGUCACAGCCGGCAUCUCUUUCGCGAUACCCUCAGAUAAGAUUAAAAAGUUCCUCACCGAGUCCCACGACCGUCAGGCCAAAGGCAAAGCUGUCACCAAGAAGAAGUACAUCGGCAUCCGGAUGAUGUCACUCACAUCCAGCAAAGCCAAAGAACUGAAGGAGAGACACCAAGAUUUCCCUGAUGUGCUUUCAGGAGCGUAUAUCAUUGAAGUCAUUCCCGAUACCCCAGCAGAAGCGGGUGGACUCAAGGAGAAUGACAUCAUCAUUAGCAUCAAUGGCCAGUCAGUGGUGUCAGCCAACGAUGUGAGUGAUGUCAUCAGAAGGGAGAACACCUUGAAUAUGGUGGUGCGCCGGGGGAACGAGGACGUGUUGAUCACGGUGAUCCCGGAGGAGAUUGACCCCUAGACCGGGCAUGAGCUGGACUCCAUGUCGCCCGCCAGAAUGCACCAGGGGAUGACACGUGGUGCCCAGGCUGCUGGCCCUAAAGCCUGAGACUGGGUGGCCAUGCUGCCCACUGGGCAGAAGCAGCCGCAGCAGAGACUCCUGGCUGCCUCGUUUGCAGGCGAAUGGGGUGUCGUGUUGUGGGUACCCAGUGGAAGCUCUGUCUUGUACCUGCUUUCCCUCCCCAGCUGCCAGCUCGACUCUCCUGCUUAACACGGUCCACACACGCCCCCUCCCUUAACCCAGCUGCAUCCCAGUUCAGCCACUGCAGGUGGUGGGAGGCAGCAGCGAGGAGGGCGGUUCCCUGGGAGCCAGAAUGGUACUGGGGUGCAGGCGUGUGUGUACCCCUGGAGGCCGUGGUGAGGGGUGGAUAUUGGUUUCCUGAAGGGCCAGCGCAGCCUCAUGGGAUGUCUCUUCAGAACGGGGAAUACCAUGACUCUCUAUUUGGGCCAUUAAACUACUUCUUCAGA